Camelus dromedarius (Arabian camel) is the source of this 4751-nucleotide messenger RNA. It is a transcript of the gene RFX1, whose product is annotated as regulatory factor X1. Gene Ontology annotation, cellular component: nucleus. The coding region runs from base 405 to 3494 and encodes 1029 amino acids. The transcript has 22 exons. Gene Ontology annotation, biological process: regulation of transcription by RNA polymerase II. NCBI's taxonomy places the organism in Eukaryota, Metazoa, Chordata, Mammalia, Artiodactyla, Camelidae. The record is from RefSeq and is a predicted model, not a curated record. Gene Ontology annotation, molecular function: DNA-binding transcription factor activity, RNA polymerase II-specific; RNA polymerase II cis-regulatory region sequence-specific DNA binding.
AGCGUGCCUCGGAGCCAAUAACUUAGCGGCAGGGCCAGGCGCCGUCCAGUAAUUUUUCCCGGCGCCUCCAAUCACCCUGGACCCCGCCCCAGCGCGUGACGUAAGUAGGGUGGGUAGCAACAGUUGCCCCGGUGAGGGAAACGGAGGCGCCAUAGCCACGGUAGUCGUGGCGACCAAGCAACCCGGCAACGCGAGUCAACAACAACAACCGCCCGGCCGACCCCCACCCCCACCCCCCCGGCCAGGCCCGGGGACCCCGGCACGUUCUGUCCCCCUCCCAACAUCGCCUCCGAGACCUCUGGAAAGCCCUUCCGCGGACAGAAGUGGGGAGAAGCCGAGCAAGCAAAAAAAAAAAAAAAAAAAAAAAAAAGGCCUUAUUUAUUAUCAUUUUCCCCACUGUUGGCAUGGCAACACAGGCGUAUGUUACCGAGCUACAGGCAGCCCCGCAACCAUCCCAGCCGCCACAGGCCCCUCCACAGGCCCAGCCCCAGCCGCCGCCCCCACCCUCAGCAGCACCCCAACCCCCCCAGCCCCCAGCCACCGCCGCCACCCCCCAGCCCCAAUAUGUCACCGAGCUGCAGAACCCCCAGCCCCAGACACAGCCACCGGGCAGCCAGAAGCAGUACGUGACAGAGCUUCCGGCCGCCCCCACGCCCUCGCAGCCGGCCGGCGCACCCGCCCCGUCCCCAGCAUCCCAGCAGUACAUCGUGGUCACCGUCUCUGGAGCGAGCCCGUCCCCAGAAGGGUUGCUGGACGAUGCUUCCUUGAUUUGUUCUGAGGAAGAGGAGGUUGACUUGUGCCGUUGUCACCAAACUUGCUGCUCCAUUGACCACCCCCCAUCCCCUUGCAGUGAUUUCCCAGGGUUCCCCCAUAACCCUCCCCCAGAAGGUGCCAUGCGGGCCAGCGAGACUGUGUCAGAGGCCAGCCCAGGCUCCACGGCCAGCCAGACUGGAGUCCCCACUCAGGUGGUUCAGCAGGUGCAGGGCACCCAGCAGCGGCUGCUGGUCCAGACAAGUGUGCAGGCCAAGCCUGGCCACGUGUCACCCCUCCAGCUCACCAACAUCCCAGUGCCGCAGCAGGCUCUCCCUACGCAGCGUCUGGUGGUGCAGAGCACAGCCCCGGGCGGCAAGGGUGGCCAGGUCUCCCUGACGGUGCAUGGCACCCAGCAGGUGCACUCGCCCCCUGAGCGGUCGCCGGUGCAGGCCAAUAGCUCCUCCAGCAAGACGGCUGGGGCUCCCACGGGCACGGUGUCGCAGCAGCUGCAAGUCCACAGUGUCCCGCAGAGUGUCCCCGUCACCCAAGAGAGGUCUGUGGUCCAGGCCACUCCACAGGUGCCCAAAGCUGGCCCCGUGCAGCAGCUCACAGUGCAAGGGCUCCAGCCAGUCCAUGUGGCUCAAGAGGUGCAGCAGCUCCAGCAGGUGCCAGUCCCACAUGUGUACUCCAGCCAAGUGCAGUAUGUGGAGGGCGGCGAUGCCAGUUACACGGCCAGCGCCAUCCGCUCCAGCACCUACCCCUACCCCGAAACGCCGCUGUACACGCAGACCGCCAGCACCAGCUACUACGAGGCCGCGGGCACAGCUGCCCAGGUCAGCACUCCUGCCACCUCCCAGGCGGUGGCCAGCAGUGGCUCUGUGCCCAUGUACGUGUCCGGCAGCCAGGUGGUCGCCAGCUCCACCAGCAGUGGGAGUGGGGCCAGCAACAGCAGCGGUGGUGGCGGUGGCAGUGGCGGCGGGGGAGGCGGUGGUGGGGGCGGCGGCGGCGGCAGCAGCAGUGGCAGCGGAGCAGGCACCUACGUGAUCCAAGGCGGCUACAUGCUGGGCAGUGCCAGCCAGUCCUACUCUCACACCACCCGUGCCUCACCAGCCACUGUCCAGUGGCUUCUGGACAACUACGAGACGGCUGAGGGCGUGAGCCUGCCACGGAGCACCCUCUACUGCCACUACCUGCUGCACUGCCAGGAGCAGAAGCUGGAGCCUGUCAACGCCGCGUCCUUCGGCAAGCUCAUCCGCUCAGUCUUCAUGGGCCUGCGCACCCGACGUCUCGGUACCAGGGGCAACUCUAAGUACCACUACUACGGCCUGCGCAUCAAGGCCAGCUCUCCCCUGCUGCGGCUGAUGGAAGACCAGCAGCACAUGGCUAUGCGGGGCCAACCCUUCUCACAGAAGCAGAGGCUCAAACCCAUUCAGAAAAUGGAGGGCAUGACCAACGGUGUGGCCGUGGGCCCACAGCAGGCCACUGGGCUGUCGGACAUCAGUGCCCAGGUCCAGCAGUACCAGCAGUUUCUGGAUGCCUCAAGGAGCCUCCCUGACUUCUCAGAGCUUGACCUCCAGGGCAAAGUGCUGCCCGAGGGCGUCGGGCCUGGAGACAUCAAGGCCUUCCAGGUCCUGUACCGGGAACACUGUGAGGCCAUCGUCGAUGUCAUGGUGAACCUGCAGUUCACCCUGGUGGAGACACUGUGGAAAACCUUCUGGAGGUACAACCUCAGCCAGCCCAGCGAGGCGCCGCCGCUGGCUGUGCACGAUGAGGCUGAGAAGCGGCUGCCAAAGGCCAUCCUGGUGCUCCUCUCCAAAUUCGAGCCUGUGCUCCAGUGGACCAAGCACUGUGACAACGUGCUGUACCAGGGCCUGGUGGAGAUCCUCAUCCCUGAUGUGCUACGGCCCAUCCCCAGUGCCUUGACCCAAGCGAUCCGGAACUUUGCCAAGAGCCUGGAGAGCUGGCUCACCCAUGCCAUGGUGAACAUACCCGAGGAGAUGCUGCGGGUGAAGGUGGCAGCGGCCGGCGCCUUCGCGCAGACACUGCGGCGCUACACGUCGCUCAACCACUUGGCGCAGGCGGCGCGCGCUGUGCUGCAGAACACCGCGCAGAUCAACCAGAUGCUGAGCGAUCUCAACCGUGUGGACUUCGCCAACGUGCAGGAGCAGGCCUCAUGGGUGUGCCGCUGCGAGGACCGCGUGGUGCAGCGGCUAGAGCAGGACUUCAAAGUGACGCUGCAGCAGCAGAAUUCACUGGAGCAGUGGGCAGCCUGGCUGGACGGCGUCGUGAGCCAGGUGCUCAAGCCAUACCAGGGCAGCGCCGGCUUCCCCAAGGCCGCUAAGCUCUUCCUCCUCAAGUGGUCCUUCUACAGCUCCAUGGUGAUCCGGGACCUGACCCUGCGCAGCGCCGCCAGCUUCGGCUCCUUCCACCUCAUCCGCCUGCUCUACGAUGAGUACAUGUACUACCUGAUCGAGCAUCGCGUAGCCCAGGCCAAGGGCGAGACCCCCAUCGCCGUCAUGGGCGAGUUCGCCAACCUGGCUACCUCCCUGAACUCCUUGGACCCGGACAAAGACGAGGAGGAGGAAGAGGAGGACGAGAGCGAGGAUGAGCUGCCGCAGGACAUCUCGCUCGCGGCCGGCGGCGAGUCGCCCGCGCUGGGCCCCGAGGCUCUGGAGCCACCGGCCAAGCUGGCGCGGACGGACGCGCGCGGCCUCUUCGUGCAAGCGCUGCCCUCCAGCUAAGACCGCGGCCUCCCCCCGCCCCGCCCGCCCACCCUACCCCGCCGCCUCUCCUCGCCAGGGUCCCUCACAGCUUCUGUGGCUUCGCUGUCACCGCUCCAGUUUCGGCCAGGGCCAGGAGGGGGCCUCCGAGACAGGGAAGGCAAGGGGGUCCCCGCCCCCUAUGGGGCCGCACAAUCACAGGGCCGGGCGGAGCCGCAGCUGCAAACUCUGACACAAAAGACGUGCCUUAAGGAACCCGCCGCCGUGCCCAGGUGCCCCCUGGGGCAGCCAGCUUGGCCCCUUGGCCCGAAGGCCACAACAUCUCCCUCCCCUCCCCCACCACCCCAGGGGGCAGGCAGGCAGGCCCCCUCCCUUGCGGAACUGUUAACUUAUUCAGCUCGCUGGCUUUGCACAGCCUGUCCUGGGCCCAGCCCUGAGCCCCGGGUGGGCACAGGUGGGCAUCACCUGGGGACCCGUCACUGUCAGCAGCAGUCCUGGGACCCCUCCCCCAGCAACCCCACCGCUUCCCCCUUCUUGGUAUAAGUGCAAUUAAAGCCGUGGGUGUCGCAUCUUCUCCAGAGCUAGGCCCUCUCUUGCCCCACAGCCCUAGAGCGGGGCACUGCCUGGCCUGGAUAGGGGAAGGGCAGCAGGGGCACUGCCUCCAGCUUCCAAAGAGCAGCAGGCUGGACCGGGCAACGGAGCCCGGAGGGGCCUGCUGCGGGCAGCGGGCCUGCUCCAAGUGCCCGUGCCUGCCCCAGCCAGGGCCGGGUACUCCGCUUGAUCAGAUCCAAGACCCUGAGUCCUGGGCCCUCCUCGCCGCUGGUUUGUAAUGGAACCUCCAUGCUCCUACUCCCCCUGGAGACCUUGCUUCUCCUCCGUGCGUGCGACCCUGCCCCCCACAUGACUAUUGUGCGAUUUGUGAGCGCCGCCUGAGCGGAGUUGGUAACUUGUUGGGUUUUUUUCCAACCAUCAUGGCCUUAUCUGUUCCGGUUUUCUCAGUGUUUUCAACCUGUGAGAUAGAUGUUUCUGGCAAAAAGCGGAAAAAAAAAGGAAAAAAGAAAAAAAAAAGAAAAACCUGACCUAUUGUAUAAAAAUCACUAUUUUGUGUGCUCCGUGUGCUACAGCUUUUGGGGUGGCUUGUCCACUCCCCCUCCCUACCCCUCGGGGCCUCCCCUCCCCUGGCGGUGAAAGUGUCCACAUGUGUGGUAGUCUAGUGUGCCGAGCUGUUUUCUACCUUUUUGUAGUCUUUCUUAAAACACAAUAAAUUCCGCUGUGAUA